CACCUACAACCUUCGCUCGCGCUCUAUGACUCUUCUGCUCGUCGCUGGCGCAGUCGGCCUGUGGCCCUUUGACGACGAGCUCUCCUACUGCCGCGGCGGCUCCUUGCCACCGCACCAAGCUUCGCUGUGGCACGACGGCUUCCCCUCAGCGACGACGCCGGCAGCCCUCUGCGAAGGCAGCGUUGUAGAGCAAAACGAUGGAACCAUCUGCAUCGACGGGCGGCUCACCUACGCCCAAAUCGCGGAGGCACUUGGGCGGCCGACGUUUGCGCCGGCGGCAUCCAGCAUCUCCAUUAAUGGGCACCUCACGGGCGGCUCAGCAAAUUUUGUCUUUGGUGCUGAGGCGGCAUUCCUCUACGACUUUGUCAAGAAUUUUCGCGUUGAUGGCAUCAAAUACGACGCCGGCCCUGACCUGACCAACAAGCUCCUCGCCGCAUCGUCGGGCCAGAUUGACGGGGUCUGCCUCAAGCCCGACUUUGCUAUGCCGCGACCUGCCUUCUACAGCAUCUCAUCUCAGUGGCUUCCCGCCUCCGCACCCUUGCCAGAGGACGCACUCACGGGGGCGUCCCUCGCCUUCUUCUCGCUUCACUCGGUCGUCGUGGAGCGCCACACGCAAAGCGAAACCGACGGCACAUCGUGGGGUGCGUCUCUCGGCAUGCGCCUCUUCAACGCCGUAGCCGGCAUUCCUCUCCCGUCCUUCGUCGUGAGUGCGGUCCCCGGCUUCCUCUCCCUGACUGGGCUGCUCCGCCUCGCGAUGAUUGGCGGCACCUUCUCUCUCGACAGCGCGCCUCAACCGCUCCUCGCCCCGGGCCUCGCCAUCGAGAAUGUGCAAAUCGACACCGAGUGGUCGACUUUCGUUGCAGCCGUGCAGGGCGGGCUCUUCCGCGACGCCGCCGCCCUGCCGCUCUCGUUUGGGGUGGUUGUGAAGAAGAUCGUACCAGCCGCCAACGCCACGGGCUGCUGGAGCGUGCCCACCGCCGCAAUCGACAUCCAAGCACCCGUGGGCGAAGGGCCGAACUUAGACGAGUACACAGACGCAGUGGUCUGGCCCCGCCUGGCCGCCAUCGGCUCGGUCGGCCUCCACUUUGGCAAGAGACUCCCGGCGGGGUCGAGGCUUCUGCGAUCGGCCCUGGACAAGUACAGCAGCUGCGGCGCCAAGACGGGCCUCUCCAUCAACCCGGCGGCAUGCUACCACCCAAUGUGCGAGCGUGCCGAGGCGGCGACCGAGUUUGUCUACCCGUCGAGCUACUAUGCCGCGUAGCACCCCAGUACCGCAAGCUGUGCACGCAAGAACGUCGGCCACGGCGGUGCCCCCGUCUCACGGCUGCCUUUGCCUCUCUGCGCAUGGCCCGUACGCGGGUAGUGUACUGUACAAGCAUAUGUGUAUAGAGCUCGUCGGGACGCCGAACGAACACACAGCACCCACUCAGUCGUCAGUGGGCAGAGGGCCGCGGUGGCGAACUGGCACUUGAGAGCAGCUGCUCGUGAUACUCGAGCGUCAGCCAUGGGACCGCCGACUCUUGUGGGAGCCUCAACACCGAUGCGUGCUGAGAGAGAGUCCUCUCAUCAGUACUCACAGAGUCAGACCAGCAUGGCCCCGCCCCCAUAAUGUGCCUCACAGUGCGGGCGUGCAGCUUCGAAACGCAAUGCAAGAUUCAUUUCGGUCGGACGCCAACUUGGGGUCCCCCAGGGUAUAGAAAAAAGAAAAA
Messenger RNA from Emiliania huxleyi CCMP1516, 1709 nucleotides. RefSeq lists its product as hypothetical. The record is from RefSeq and is a predicted model, not a curated record. The transcript has a single exon. Bases 26 to 1261 code for a protein of 411 amino acids. Lineage: Eukaryota; Haptophyta; Isochrysidales; Noelaerhabdaceae.